AGGCCAAAAGCGGGACGUUCCAAAUUUAGAUACGGAAGUCUGUCGCUGCUGCUGUUUUGUUGUUCUUUAGCAACAUUAAAUGCCGUUAAAUCUGAAAUAAUGCCUAUUUCAACUAGUAUUUUUUGUUCUAUUUAAUCGUUUCCGUUUGCAUUUCCCUUAUGUUGUGGUGUCUUUAGGCUGCUGGCUGUUGCCCUACUGAGCACACGUUGACCUUUGUGACUCGUGUGAAAAAUGGAGGAGCUUUACACUUUAGAGAGGGAAGUUGGACGAGGGAGCUAUGGAGUUGUCUUCGAGGGGCAGAUGUCCAAAACGGGGCAAAAAGUGGCCAUCAAACGACUACCCUGCAGCAACCCAGAAUGCAUCGAACUAUACCUCCAGGAGCUAUGGGCUAUGAGAGCUACUGCUAAAAACCACACUAAUGUCAUUGCACUCCAUAACUGCCUGCUCCAGACUGGACCAAGAAGUCUUAAGCCGCUACGACCAGGGAAACUACCAUUAUGUUUAGUAGAAAGCGUCCUCAAGGGGUCAGUAGUGGGAGCAAAACAAAGUCAAGAGCAAAGUAAUAUCACACAGUCAAACAAUCAACGGACAAGAAAAAACUCUACGUCUAAACUUCAAGAUAGGACCAAUACAUCCCAGAAUAAGUCUAAAAGUGAUGCUAUAACUCCACAAAGACCAGCAAAAAGGGCAAGAAAGAGGUCUGCAACUGAAGAGGAGACCCAGGGCACCCAGUUAAAAUGCCUUGCUCUGUGGUUGGUGAUGGAGUAUUGUGAUGGGGGGGACUUGAACCAGUUCCUCUUGUCCAAACCUCCAGAUGAAGAACAGAAUCACAGUGUAGUACUGCAGCUGUCCAGUGCUAUUGCCUUCCUGCACCGAUUAGGGAUCACUCACAGAGAUCUAAAGCCCGCGAAUGUACUAGUGUGUGUCAGUGACAAAGGGCCUGUGGUGAAGGUGGCAGACUUUGGGCUGAGUAAGAUGGCAGAGGGCUCGUUGACUGGGGAUCUCUGCAGACAGCACUUCUCCUCCACCUGUGGCUCUGACUUCUACAUGGCUCCAGAGGUGUGGGGCGGACAGUCAUACACGGCCCAGGCAGACAUCUUCUCGCUGGGGGUCAUGUUUUGGGCAGUCCUGGAGAGAAUCACCUUUCUCGAGGAGGGCACCACAGAAGAACAGCUGGGUGCUUAUGCGUGCAAAGGCCGCUGGCUCAUGCCUCUGGGCGAGGCUCUUUCGGAGAACCCGGACUUCCCACUGUGCAUCCCCAUGAAGUUCAAGAGGGCUCCCCCGCUGCCCCCAGCCCCCGGCCCUCACGUGUGCGCUCUGCUGCUGGACAUGCUUGCUGUGGACCCCUUCUCCAGACCACGGGCCGACCAGCUGGAGUCCCGAGUCCGCACCGCGCUCAGACAGGACGCCCACUGUGCCUAAGAGACGCUAAUGGCAGCUUUACACGCAACGUUCUAUGGCUCAUAAAUAAAUGAGUAAAGCAGAGGUUGUUUUUGUUGUGGUAAAGUGAGGGGUGAUAAUGCCUGUGCAACAGUGUUGGCGAGUGUUAAUGUAAUCUAGCUGCAUAAACGUCUUAAGAGAACAUUGGGUAAAGGUGCACAAUGUAACUUUUCAUGUGCAUGAUUUCCAUGGAGAUGUUUAAGGCCAUACAGUGGAAUAUUCCAGUCAUAGCCAAAAUAUGUUUAUCAUCAUGCCUAUGUGCAAUUAUAGAUUUUUUUUAUUGUUGUAGCUCACUUGCUUGUGACUCUGGAGAUAGGUAAGUUUAAUGCCAUACUGUGGAACAUUCCAGGUUGAGCAAUAACAUCUCGAGGAGGUGGCAGACCCUCUACCAGAAAAGUUACAGAGUGCAUCUUUAAGGAGACUUGAAUCCAUGGUGACAACAGUGCACUAAAAGGGGACUACUGACUGCCCCCUGAUGAAAACACAAGAGGGACGAUAGCAUUUGAUAUCUGCUACUCAUGUGUUUUACAUUUCAAUGUUUAUACAGAUCGAUCAUUGCUGCUUCAUUAAUGAACUAUUAUUUCAGGCAAUUGUUUGACCUGAGUGACUUGAACAAGCUAAUAUUAACAGUAUAGUAUAGUUGAUGAUGCCACCACGUCCAACUUUACCAUGAACUAAAAACAUGAACCAAUCUGAACUGAAUGACUUGAAAUUUGUUGGAGUUGCUGCGAGGGUAAACUUGUUUUAUUUGAUUAUUUGUUUAUAUAUUUAAACCAGGACAAAACCAAGGACUAUAUGAAGCCAUUUAUUUAGUUUUUGUCGGAGACCAAAAAUUUAAACCCAUGUUACCAUGCAGUAUAACAAGAUGAGGUCACACAUGGAGCUAUAAGCAUAAGAGCAAUUUUCAAUGAGUUUUGUGUUUGUUUCAAUAGUGGUGUCUAUCUUAUACAGUAAUGCAGGUCCUUGCUUAUACCAUAGUGUCAACAUAUUUAAAAAAUAAAAUCUAACUUCCACACAAUCGCAUUAAUUAUCUUACCAUGGUAUUGUCGAAAAGCAUUUGUACGUUGUCUUAAGUUUCCUCUUUGAUGUCAUUAAAAAUCAGUUGAUGUAUUUUAUGUAUUAUUUAUUGUGAUUUAACUUUAUCCUACUUUGUGUCUUCCCUUAGGUUUGGCCAUUAGCCAGAGCAGAGUGAGUGAUGGUGGUUCAUAUGGCUCAGCCUUACUCUUAUAGGAACAGGAAAUUAAAGCAAGCGAUGGAUUCACUCAAAGCAAAAAAAAACCUACAUCCCAUUUAUAACAGCACAUCACUUCCACAAUCUUAACUUUUUUUGUUCAAAUAUUGAUAACUCUAACCUCAGUAUUCUUUUUCCAUUGCAUUCACUGCUGCUUUGUACAGGUCCAAACCAGAACUGUCCCUUUAAUGUACGCCUUACCAUUUCUAUUUGUUAAAUGUCUUGAGGAUUUGCUUACCAGUAUGUUAUAGUUUAUAAAUGGGGAAACAUUUGAUAUUCCUAAACAAAAACAGAGAUUUUGUUCUACUUGAAUUUCACAGUUCAACAUUUCUUAUAUUGUCUUAAUGUGCUACUUUUCAUUUUUUGCUAUUCCCUUUGCAUUUUUAUUUCAAAUGGAAAGACUAAGUAAAAAUGAGAUUUAAAUGAAAAAUAAAAGCCAGUCUGAUUAAAGU
Molecule: messenger RNA, 3123 nt
Organism: Periophthalmus magnuspinnatus
Lineage: Eukaryota; Metazoa; Chordata; Actinopteri; Gobiiformes; Gobiidae
Product: Serine/threonine-protein kinase pdik1l-B-like
Exons: 4
Coding region: 232-1422 (396 amino acids)
Biological process (GO): positive regulation of autophagy; peptidyl-serine phosphorylation; protein autophosphorylation
Cellular component (GO): cytoplasm; autophagosome
Molecular function (GO): ATP binding; protein serine/threonine kinase activity
Source: RefSeq, a predicted model, not a curated record